Poeciliopsis prolifica (blackstripe livebearer) is the source of this 2103-nucleotide messenger RNA. Its product is annotated as cytohesin-3-like. The transcript is spliced from 13 exons. The coding region runs from base 66 to 1262 and encodes 398 amino acids. The record is from RefSeq and is a predicted model, not a curated record. Gene Ontology annotation, molecular function: guanyl-nucleotide exchange factor activity. Lineage: Eukaryota; Metazoa; Chordata; Actinopteri; Cyprinodontiformes; Poeciliidae. Gene Ontology annotation, biological process: regulation of ARF protein signal transduction.
AUCACUUCUCUGUGCUUCUCUCUCUAGAGCCGCCAACAUUUCUUUCAUCACUUUUGGGGCCAUAAAUGACCGAUUGCCAAAUGGUUUCUUCAGACUUCACAGCUGAUGAAAGGCUGGAGAUUGAAAGCAUCAAAAUGUAUAAGAAGGACCUUCUGGACGACAUCCAGAAGCUGAAGUUGGAGAUAGACAAUGUCAUGGCAGAAAUACUCAGCUUUGAGUCUACAGAGGAAAACAAAACUAUCGAGAAGAACCAGCGGUUCUUAAACGGGAAGAAGAAAUUCAACAUGGACCCAAAAAAGGGCAUCAAUUUCCUGGUGGAGAACAAGCUGCUGGACGGAACUGCAAAAUCCAUUGCGGAGUUUCUGUACAAGGAGGAGGGACUCAACAAGACGGCCAUCGGAGAGUUUCUCGGAGAGAGGGAAGAGCUUCACCUUCAGACCCUGAAAGCCUUUGUGGAGCUGCACGAGUUCGCUGACCUCCACCUGGUCCUGGCGCUCAGACAGUUCCUGUGGAGUUUCCGUCUGCCCGGUGAAGCUCAGAAAAUUGACCGGAUGAUGGAGGCCUUCGCCACACGCUACUGUGAAUGCAACCCCCAGGUCUUCCAGUCCACAGACACGUGCUACAUCCUGUCAUUUGCCAUAAUCAUGUUGAACACAAGCCUCCACAACCCCAACGUGAAGGACAAAACCACCCUGGAGCGAUUCAUCUCGAUGAACAGAGGGAUCAACAACGGCGAGGAUCUGCCCAACGAGCUUCUCUCCAAACUCUACGAGAGCAUACGCAACGAGCCUUUCAAAAUCCCAGAAGAUGAUGGAAAUGAUCUGACCCACACGUUUUUCAACCCUGACAGAGAAGGCUGGCUCCUUAAACUCGGAGGUCGUGUUAAAACGUGGAAAAGGCGAUGGUUCAUCCUGACAGACAGCUGCCUCUACUACUUCGAGUAUACAGCAGAUAAAGAACCCAGAGGUAUCAUUCCACUAGAAAACCUGAGCGUGAGGGAAGUGCCGUACCCUCGCAAACCGUACUGUCUGGAGCUGUACAACCCCAACAGUCACGGGCAGAAGAUCAAGGCGUGUAAGACGGAGACGGACGGUAGGGUGGUGGAGGGAAAACAUCAGUCCUACACCAUUUGUGCCUCCAGCGCUGAAGAGAGAGACGCCUGGAUUGAGGCCAUCAGGGCGAGUAUCACCAAGGAUCCGUUCUACGACCUGGUCUCGGUCAGGAAGAAGAAGGUGAUAAACCAAACUCCUCCUCAGGACUAAGCACUGCAGGCGUCCCCCGAACUUCUACACUGACGCCGCCGCGGCGCCAGAUUUGCAUUGGCAUUCGUUCAAGGCCGCCUGGAAUAACCUGGUCGCCACAAACGGACAUGAGGGGCACGUGGGAGAUGAACCACACUGACAUUCGGAACUUCUCUUUUCACAAACCGAGUAAAGACUUUGUCAAUAAGGUUGAAAACAAAAUGAAAUGAGUCAGUAUUAGCGUGACAGCCCAAAGGGAAUCCCUCCAGGGUUCCUCUGGAACUUUGCAAUAAGGCUUUUAGUCAAAACAAAAAUGUCUUUAGCUUUUUUGUUGUUGUCACAGAAGUCAGACGCUUUCAGUAGUGAGAACUACCGUUGUGGGCUUGUCUUUAAUGUGACUUUUCACAACCCAGAAGAGGAAUAGCGCAUGUCAUAUCUUAUCAUGAAUGCAAUAAAAAUAUCUCCAUGUCUGCUUUCUCACAGCUUUCACACAGCUCUGACACUCGCAAGGCAACAUCCUUUCACUUUAGCCUGACAGAGUCGACUGAAGAGCUUCACCUAUAAAAUUUGCCAGUUUACACAGAAAUCUUGUGAAAAUUGUAAAUGCGUUUGAGGAAUUAUCUUAUCUUGGUUUGUACUUUAUAGUGUAUGUAAUUAUUAAAGCCAAAAAUGUCAAGAUUGUGCAAUAGAUGUUACCACUCAAAUGUUUCAUUACAAGCUGUAUUGUGUUGCCUAUCAAAAUGUACAUACCUUCUACACUUUAUCUUUGUAACUACAGUAUUGUUGUUUUUUUUGGUGUUCUAGUGAAUUUAUUGUCAAAUUAAAAAUAUUCAGGUAAUAGAAACCAGAGUGAGUUCUUCUC